Arachis stenosperma is the source of this 1278-nucleotide messenger RNA. Its product is annotated as protein FAR1-RELATED SEQUENCE 5-like. The transcript is spliced from 3 exons. NCBI's taxonomy places the organism in Eukaryota, Viridiplantae, Streptophyta, Magnoliopsida, Fabales, Fabaceae. Bases 1 to 1278 code for a protein of 425 amino acids. Gene Ontology annotation, biological process: regulation of DNA-templated transcription. The record is from RefSeq and is a predicted model, not a curated record.
AUGCUGCUACCGCUGCACAAGACGCUUCCGCCUCCAUCGCGCAAGACACUACCUCAACGCUUGGAGGAAGUAAUAGGUCAGGAAUUUUCUCAUGAAGAGGUUACUAGCGAGCAUAUAUCAUAUGAUCAGGAUGAGCAGGAGGAAGAUAUGGAAAAGGAAGUUGACGUGGACUAUAUGGAUGAGGACGACACAAAUGUGAAACCAAUGUUCGAUUAUCACGGCUUCGAUGAAGGGUAUAACAUUGACUCACUCGAAGACAUUGGGAUGAUUGAAUUUUGGAACAUCAGGGACGAAGAAGUAUGUCAUUUUCACUUUUCUGAUGUCGACAUUGCAUUUGAGUUCUACAAUAGAUAUGCAAGGACAAGAGGCUUUAGUGCUCAGAAGAACAGAACUAGGAAGAGUCGUGCGGGCGUACUUAAGUUGAAGAAUUUUGUAUGUCAUCGUGAAGGAUUUAGACUGCAAAAUAAUCAUGGCAUUGGAAACUUUAAGAGAAAACCUACUCCCGAGACAAGGUAUGGCUGCAGUGCAAUGAUGGAGAUUUGUCUAGAUGCACCUAGUGGUCGUUGGUUUAUUUCUUAUUUUUCUGAUGAACACAAUCAUCCGCUUUUAGAUCCUCGUUUGACUGGAUUGCUUCGUGGGCAUAGAUUCAUGUUCGAGGCUGAUAUCGGCCACAUGAUUAACAUGAAAAAGGGUUGGAUUAGUGUUGGGCAGAUAUAUCGGGUAUUAGCAAAUCAGGUAGGUGGCUACGAGUAUCUCUCUUUCACGCAAAGGGACAUGUACAAUAAAUUAGCAAAACAGAGGCGCCAGUUACCCGGUGAUGUAUAUGCAGCUUUGAAUAGUGCAGAUUACUCAUUAUUUGGCGAUGUGCUGGCUUUUGAUGCUACCUAUAAGAGGAAUAAAUAUAUGUGUCCAUUGGUGAUAUUUUCUGGUGUCAAUCGUCACAAUCAAACAAUUAUCUUUGCUGCUACUUUAAUUUGCGAUGAGGAAAAACACACAUAUAGGUGGUUGCUACAACAACUGAAGGUGGUAAUGAAUGGAAAAUCACCUGUUUCGGUUAUCACGGAUGGUGAUCUAUCAAUGAAGUUUGCCAUUGAGAAAGUGUUUCCUAAUGCACAUCAUAGAUUAUGUGCAUGGCAUCUGAUUCGCAAUGCAAAAAAUAACAUUGGCAAGUCCCAGUUUACCUCCAUGUUUAAAAAGUGUAUGCUAGGCGACUUUGAAAUUGAUGUAUUUCGUCAAAAGUGGUUUGAAAUGGUUGAGGAAUUUGGUGUAGAAAACUAG